Penicillium cosmopolitanum is the source of this 711-nucleotide messenger RNA. RefSeq lists its product as uncharacterized. Lineage: Eukaryota; Fungi; Ascomycota; Eurotiomycetes; Eurotiales; Aspergillaceae. The record is from RefSeq and is a predicted model, not a curated record. The transcript has 2 exons. The coding region runs from base 1 to 711 and encodes 236 amino acids.
AUGAAGCUUCCUCUCUUGCUCUCAGUGUUGCCAAUUCUGGCUGUCGGCCAGAGCACCUCCCAACAGUCAUUCGCAAACCUAUGUGGGAGCGGUCAAGCCACCGGAACUAAAACCUUUAAUGGCGAGCAAUACACUUAUUAUUGCAACCAUCGUGCGACCGACAGCGACCUGUCUGGCCUCACAAGUGGUCAUGAUGAUCCGGCUACCUGUGCCGCCCGAACAGCUGGAGCCCCCGCAUCAGUGGGGGUAACUUGGCUUCAGGAUGGCAGAUGCGCUUUGGCAACUGCGGGACCUCCAUACCCCGACAAUGGUUAUAUUUUCUUUGAAAAGGUGGUAGCUUCCGGGGGUGGCUUCCCUUCAACUUGUUGUCAGGAGCGAGACGAUUGUCGAACCAAGCUUCAAGCAUGUGAGACAGCCCGAGAUCAAUUCAAGAGCGAACGUGAUACUUGCCAGGCGGGAGCAAGUGGUCCCGCUCCUGGAACCGGCGGUCCCUCUGCUGGAGGUGGCAGAGUUUCUGACUGUGGAGGGUCGGGACUUAUCAAAAGGCCAGCUGACACAGUGGCCAGUUUACCCGAUUGUGUCGACAUAUGUGCCCAAGUCCCAACUUGCAAGGUGGCUGCUUUCUUACCUCAAGCCAGAAACAACUGCUUGAUGUAUACCACACAAACCGGUUACACCCCGAAAACUGGUGCCCACAUUGCAGUGAGAUAA